This is a messenger RNA of Cutaneotrichosporon cavernicola, 546 nucleotides long. RefSeq lists its product as uncharacterized. The record is from RefSeq and is a predicted model, not a curated record. The coding region runs from base 1 to 546 and encodes 181 amino acids. The transcript has 3 exons. NCBI's taxonomy places the organism in Eukaryota, Fungi, Basidiomycota, Tremellomycetes, Trichosporonales, Trichosporonaceae. Gene Ontology annotation, biological process: iron-sulfur cluster assembly; intracellular iron ion homeostasis. Gene Ontology annotation, molecular function: 2 iron, 2 sulfur cluster binding; ferrous iron binding. Gene Ontology annotation, cellular component: mitochondrial matrix; cytoplasm.
AUGUUCCGCAACGUCCUCCGUACCACCGUCUCAUCCUCCUCUCGCGCCGCUCUGCGGCCCGUGGCACGUCCAGCCGUCGUCGCACGUCCAGCCGUAGUCGCGCAGGUCCGGAGUUACCACGCCAACGUCAUUGACCACUACGAGAAUCCCCGCAACGUCGGCAAGAUGAACAAGGACGACAUUGACGUUGGCACUGGCCUCGUCGGCGCACCAGCAUGUGGAGAUGUCAUGAAGCUCCAGAUCCGUGUUGGUGAGGACGGUAUCAUUGAGGACGUCAAGUUCAAGACGUUUGGCUGCGGCUCUGCCAUUGCCUCCUCCUCGUACAUGACUGAGCGUGUCAAGGGUCUCUCUCUCGAGGAGGCUGGCAAGGUCAAGAACACCGAGAUUGCCAAGGAGCUCUGCUUGCCCCCAGUGAAGCUACACUGCUCGCUCCUCGCUGAGGACGCGAUCAAGUCGGCGAUCAAGGACUACCAGAGCAAGCGCGCCAAGGUGCUCGCCUCGCAGGCUGCCACCUCGGCACCGGUCCAGCAGGCCGCCCACGCCUAA